CGCUUCUUCACUUUUCGUGGGAGAAAGAAGGGGAGAGAGAAAGAGAGAGAACGAGAGAGAGUGUCAUUUUAAGUCUCUCUCUGCUCUCUCCGCUUUCGGUACUCAUAUCCACUUUUCUGAUUCAAUGGGACUUUAGCGUUAGGCGUUCAAUAUUAAAUAAAAUAUUUAUUUCCCAUGCAAUUAUUUUUAAUUAAUUAUUGUAAAUAUUAAGCAAGUGUGAGCUAUUUCAAGGUGGUAGUUUUUAUUUUUUCACCUCACAGGAAGUUCAGUCGAAAGUAUAUCGACUGACUUUCUGUGAGACGGGGACACUUAAUUUAAAAUAUCAAAACUUGACAGCCACAGUUAGACGCCAAACAGUCUUCAGACAGUAUGGAUAUUCAAGAAUGCUUAUUUCGGAAAAAGCGAAGACCCUGGCUCGUGGACCUUUCCUCUGUCACCUUGGUAACUGUGGCGCUGGUACUGUGUCACGCGACUGUGACCCAUGCAGACCCAGUGGAUGUACUGCGAGUGCUGCAGUUUCCCUCCCUGCCUGAGGGGGUGCGCAAAGUGCCAGGAUUCUGUACCUCACGUCGGUCCAGCUCCCCCGACCAGGCCUUCCGUGUCACCAAAAAGGCACAGAUUUCUGCCCCCACAAAGCAGCUCUUCUCAGGCCACUUCCCAGAGAACUUCUCCAUCAUGGCACUGGUGAAGGCCCAGUCAGGUCUCCAGGCUUUCCUGCUGUCAAUCUACAGCGAGCAAGGUGUGCAGCAGCUGGGCGUGGAGCUGGGCCGCUCCCCCAUCUUCCUAUACGAGGACCAGUUACGGAAGCCUGCCCCGGAGGACUACCCGCUCUUCAAGGGCAUCAACCUGGCUGACGGCAAGUGGCACCGCAUAGCUAUUUCUGUGCAGAAGAAGAAUGUGACAUUGAUCCUCGACUGCAAGAAGCGCAUGACCAAGCCCCUGCUACGCAGUGAUAAGCCUGUACUGGAUGUCAAAGGCAUCACUGUAUUUGGGGCCCGCCUGCACGACGAGGGGGUUUUCCAGGGAGACAUCCAGCAGCUGCUGAUUGCGUCCAACCCUCAGGCUGCUUAUGACUUCUGUGAGCACUACAGCCCUGACUGCGACUCACCACUGCCCAAGACUCAGUCGCAGGACCCCAACGCACACGAUGACUAUGAAUACCCUUAUUACGAAGAUUCCACCGGCAAACCCUUCUCUCCGUCAUCCUCGCCACCCUCGCUCGAGAAGGUCCCCUCUGAGCAGAAGAGCAAGGCUGUCAAUGGCAACUCCAACAAGCCUAAGUCCGCACUGGCCAAACCCAAAGCACCCGUGGGCAAGCCAGACUUAGUCAAGCCCAAACCAAAACCCACUUCCAAACCAAAGUCCCCGCCAGUCAACAAAAAUGACAACAGUAAAAAUGGAAAUGGGAAAAAUGUCAACAGCCAGAACAGCAAAAACGGCAAUGGCAAAAACAGCAAUGGUGUGACCAACGGCAACAAAGUCCAGGCAGUAAAGAGCUCCCAUGCCCAAAAGACAUCCCCUGUCAAACCUACUCCAAAGAAAGUGACUACAGCUCCCAAAAUUCCUGCUUCUGCCAAGCCCAAAAUGAUUCCUCCCUUUGGGAAGGCUGCUGGCAGCUCCACCGUCUCCUCGAUGCCGGCUAAGCCCAGGACGACAACUGGCAACGGUUAUCUACAGGAUAUAGAUCCUUCCCAAACAGAGGCUGACCACACCCCCACAGAGACGGAUUAUUAUUACACCUUAGAGGAGGAGGAGACAGCCCCAGACAGUGAGGUGACUGGACAGAAAAUCCCCAUGUCAAAGGUGGACGAGACAGUGGUGGCACAAGAUGUAGAUUUGGCCAAGUCAGGUGUGUCUCAGUCACCGGAUGAGGUCUUCACCGAAGAGUAUGUGACCGGAGACGGGGGCAUGAAGGAAUACGACUAUUCCUACAAGGACUUCAUCGACCCCGUCCCUGAUGGCAACGGAGGCACCCCUGAUGGCGACAUUGGCCCUGCACUGUCCGCUGUGACAGACGAGGGAGGCGCCUCAGUACGAGCCCAGAAAGGAGAAAAAGGAGAACCUGCAGUUCUGGAACCCGGUAUGCUAAUCGAAGGACCCCCCGGACCAGAGGGACCAGCAGGUCUUCCCGGCCCCCCCGGCUCCCCUGGCCAUCAGGGUUCCAUUGGCGAUCCCGGAGAAAGGGGGCCCCCUGGACGGCCCGGUCUGUCCGGAGCUGACGGAGUCCCUGGCCCCCCCGGAACGUCUCUCAUGUUACCCUUCCGAUUUGGCAGUGGUGGAGGUGACAAGGGACCCGUCGUCUCUGCACAGGAGGCACAAGUCCAAGCCAUUCUGUCACAGGCCAGGCUCGCUCUAAAAGGUCCUCCUGGACCCAUGGGAUACACUGGCCGCCCAGGACCCCUGGGAACCCCUGGAAGUUCUGGCUUCAAAGGUGAAUCUGGAGAUCCAGGCCCUCAGGGUCCCAGAGGACCACCGGGCUUAUCCGGACCCCUGGGCAAAUCUGGACGAAGGGGUCGUGCUGGAGCUGAUGGUGCCAGAGGAAUGCCAGGUGAAUCUGGACCUAAGGGUGAUCGAGGUUUUGACGGGCUUCCCGGGUUGCCUGGAGACAAAGGGCACAGGGGAGAUACUGGAGGAAUGGGCCCCCCAGGUCCAUCUGGAGAGGAUGGAGAGAGGGGUGAUGAUGGAGAGGUUGGACCCAGGGGGCUUCCAGGUGAACCAGGACCUCGUGGUUUACUGGGACCUAAAGGUCCUUCUGGACUUCCUGGACCUCCUGGUGUUAGAGGCAAUGACGGCCCCCACGGUCCAAAAGGAAAUCUGGGUCCCCAAGGAGAGCCAGGCCCUCCAGGGCAGCAGGGAGGCCCAGGAACGCAGGGAAUGGCAGGGCCCCAAGGAGCCAUCGGACCCCCAGGGGAGAAGGGUCCCACGGGAAAGCCAGGUCUGCCUGGAAUGCCUGGAGCUGAUGGGCCUCCCGGUCACCCAGGAAAGGAGGGUCCAUCUGGCACUAAAGGAAACAUGGGUCCUAUUGGCCCACAGGGUUCUAUCGGCUAUCCUGGUCCCCGUGGUGUCAAGGGUGGCCAAGGUAUCCGUGGGCUGAAGGGACAUAAGGGAGAGAAGGGUGAAGAUGGAUUUCCUGGAAUCAAGGGGGAUUUUGGUGUGAAAGGAGACAGAGGAGAGAUUGGUGUGUCUGGCCCCCGAGGAGAGGAUGGUCCUGAGGGGCCCAAAGGUCGUGUUGGGCCACCUGGUGAGCUUGGGCCCAUUGGACUUGUUGGAGAGAAGGGUAAACUUGGUGUUCCUGGGCUGCCCGGAUACCCUGGAAGGCAAGGAGCCAAGGGGUCCCUCGGUUUCCCAGGAUUCCCUGGGGCAAAUGGCGAGAAGGGCACAAGGGGCUUGUUUGGGAAGGCUGGGCCAAGAGGCCAAAGAGGACCAACGGGGCCAAGAGGUCAACGGGGGCCACGUGGGUCAACAGGAAAAGCAGGACCAAAGGGUACUUCAGGAAGUGAUGGCCCUCCUGGUCCUCCCGGGGAGAGGGGACUACCUGGACCUCAAGGAGUGAAUGGGUUCCCUGGACCAAAGGGGCCUCCUGGACCAGCAGGAAAAGAUGGACUGCCUGGACACCCUGGACAGAGAGGAGAAGUCGGUUUCCAAGGAAAGACUGGCCCCCCCGGACCUCCUGGGGUUGUUGGCCCUCAGGGACCCUCUGGAGAGACUGGCCAAAUGGGCGAGCGCGGCCACCCCGGCCCUCCAGGGCCUCCAGGCGAACAGGGCCUUCCUGGGCCUUCAGGGAAGGAGGGAACCAAGGGUGACCCUGGUCCCCCUGGGCCUUCAGGCAAGGAUGGCCCCUCUGGACUAAGAGGUUUCCCAGGAGAAAGGGGACUUCCUGGCACACCGGGAGGUGGAGGGCUCAAAGGAGGUGAAGGUCCAGCCGGACCACCUGGACCAGCUGGUUCACCAGGUGAGAGAGGCCCUGCUGGCACUGGGGGUCCCAUUGGGCCCCCAGGAAGGCCUGGCCCCCAGGGUCCUCCUGGCCCUGCAGGGGAGAAAGGAGUUCCUGGUGAAAAAGGUCCGAUUGGUCCUGCUGGUCGUGAUGGUAUUCAAGGCCCAGUGGGACUUCCGGGUCCUGCUGGUCCAUCUGGAGUACCUGGAGAAGAUGGAGACAAGGGUGAGGUUGGAGAGCAUGGCCAAAAGGGUGCCAAAGGUGACAAGGGAGAACACGGUCCUCCUGGUCCAGUAGGGCCUAUGGGUUCAGUUGGUCAGCCAGGAGCUGCUGGUGCUGAUGGAGAGACAGGAGCCCGGGGCCAGCAAGGGCCCUUCGGAGCCAAGGGAGACGAGGGGACAAGAGGAUUCCCGGGGCCCCCGGGACCUAUAGGCCUGCAGGGAUUGCCAGGGCCUUCAGGAGAGAAAGGAGAGACAGGAGACGGGGGAUCAAUGGGACCUCCAGGGCCGCCUGGCCCCCGUGGUCCUGCGGGCCCCAGUGGAGCAGAUGGUCCUCAAGGCCCUCCGGGUGGAUUGGGUAACCCUGGCAACGUGGGCGAGAAAGGAGAACCUGGGGAAUCUGGACCACCAGGAGUACCAGGGGAGGCAGGAAAGAAAGGUCCUCGUGGAGAGCGUGGCGAGAAGGGAGAGGCUGGACAGCCAGGAACCCCUGGUCCUGCAGGUGGAAGAGGCCCGACUGGAGAUGACGGUCCGAAAGGAAACCCAGGCCCUGUUGGUUUCCCUGGUGAUCCUGGCCCUACUGGUGAAGUCGGACCAAGAGGUCAAGAUGGAGCAAAGGGGGAGAGAGGGGAGGAUGGUGAACAAGGAGAGCCGGGCUCUCCUGGGCCCACUGGUGAAAACGGACUUCCUGGUCCCCCUGGGAAGAGGGGUCCCCCGGGAACAAGAGGCCCUGAGGGACGUCAUGGCGAGAAGGGCAGCAAGGGAGACUCCGGUGCCAUUGGUGCCCCUGGAAAGACAGGCCCCGUGGGGCCACAAGGCCCCUCAGGAAAACCAGGGCCAGAGGGUCUGAGGGGACUCCCAGGAGCUGUGGGCGAACAAGGUGCUCCAGGACCAUCAGGACAAACAGGCCCCCCAGGACCCAUGGGACCCCCAGGGUUGCUUGGUCUGCGUGGUGACCCAGGGGCGAAGGGUGAGAAGGGCCACACCGGUCUGAUUGGUCUCAUCGGGCCCACAGGGGAGCAAGGGGAGAAGGGUGAUAGGGGUCUUCCAGGGCCCCAAGGGACAAUUGGACCAAAGGGAGAAACUGGAAUCCCUGGAGGCACUGGUCCGUUGGGUCCCGCCGGACCGCCUGGUCUUCCUGGUCCUCAAGGUCUGAAAGGUGCUAAGGGUGCAACAGGAGGAGCUGGACCCAAAGGCGAGAAAGGUGUGCAGGGCCCCCCUGGACCCCCAGGGCCCCCUGGGGAAGUCAUCCAGCCCCUGCCCAUCCAGAUCCCCAAGAAGUCCAAGCGCUCCAUCGACGCCAGCCAGAUCCCCGCCGACUCGCCUGGCGAGGACUUCCUGACAGGAAGCGAGGGCAUGGAGGAGAUCUUCGGCUCGCUGAACUCCUUGCGGCAGGAGAUCGAGACGAUGCGCUUCCCGUUGGGCACUCAGGACAGCCCCGCUCGCACCUGUCAGGACCUCAAGCUGAGCCAGCCGGACUACAAAGAUGGCGAAUACUGGAUUGAUCCGAACCAGGGCUGCUCUCGUGACUCCUUCAAGGUGUUCUGCAAUUUCACCGCUGGCGGCGAGACCUGCCUCUACCCCAGCAAGAGCAGCGACUCGGUAAAGAUGGACAUUUGGUCUAAGGAGACUCCUGGCUCUUGGUACAGUCAGUUUGCAACAGGCAGCAAAUUUUCCUACAUAGAUUCCAAUGGGGAGCCUGUGGGUGUGGUGCAGCUGGGUUUCAUCCGUCUCCUGAGCGUCCAGGCCCGACAGAACCUCACCUACCACUGCCAUCGCUCUGUGGCCUGGGCUGACCGCACUGCCAAAGAUGGCCAUAAGAGGGCUCUGCAAUUCCUGGGGGCUGACGAAAAGGAAUUGGGCUAUGAGACGAGCCCUUACAUCAAGGCCCUCAUUGAUGGCUGCUCUUAUCGCAAGGGUUUUGACAGGACGGUGUUGGAGGUUAACACACCCCAGGUGGAACAGCUCCCCCUGUUGGACAUCAAGAUCUCAGACUUUGGGGAGAAAAACCAACAAUUUGGCUUUGAAGUUGGACCUGUCUGUUUCCUGGGUUAAAACACACAUAUUUACACAGUCAUACAUUCAUUUACACUGAUGCACACGAGAACACCAAGGUAGGCAAACACAUGCACUACAAUCAGAUACAGACACCCAUUGAGAUCCUACUAGCAUUAAAGGUAAAGGACGCAUUAACACUCAGUCAUGUGCUCACUCAGAAGUCAACAACCAGGAAAAUCUUCUAACACCAGAUGGACAACAGAAGAAGAGAAACGUAGAACAAAAGUACACUCUCGUGCUGCGGAGAAUAAAGAUCUACCUUGAGGAAGGGAAAUAGCAUUCCAACCAAAACAGAAUAAAACAGUGUUUUAAUUGAGCAGCUGACCCCAAAGCUUUAACUACGAUAUAGCCCUGAUAUUGGCUAUACUUCUCACUACUCCCUUUGUUUUGCCGUUUCUCUCUCAAAUUGCCACCCUAACCCCUUUCCCCACGUCUCUCAAUCUCUCACUUAAAGUCUUCCUUUACCUCACUUCCUGUCUUGCCUGACAGAAAGGUAUACUGAGAAAAGCUUGGGAGUUAACUGAGUUACGCUGUUUCAAACGUAGAGACCGAAAGAACAGAGUCAACCCAAAAAUAUGAAGAGGAACCACACAGUCUGAUGGAACAGAAGCUCACGCGCUGGAAUUCCUUCACACUCCCACGUCUUCCAUCUGUGAAUAUUAUUUUCAUUGAUGUCUGGCUACAGCUGGCUUUACUCAGUAUUAUAUAGCUUCACCACAUAUUACUAAAGCCAUUCAGUCAGCCAUAUUGCUAAAAAUGACAGUUCAUACUACAGGGAACAAGAAGACAGGAGAGAAAACUGUGAGGACUUACUCAGCUUGCUUAAACUUGAGGUGCGACACCAAACGGCUAUCAGCCUCAGUGGGCUGUUUUAAAGAAUAGAAUCUUUAACAGAAAUAUCUUAGGGACAAUAUGGCCGCCUCUCGUGUCAAUAUUGCAUGCUUGGUUGCUGUACAUGCAUUCGCAGUAAGAGAUGGUAACACAGCUUUGUGUAAAUGCUGCAGAACCAAAGCUAUUAAGCCUUGCAAAUUGUACCAGAUACAAAUGUUUUGUACAUGUGUUACAAAGAAUUAAAACCAUCACUGUCAAGAACCGGUCACUAUUUUAACAAGCUAACUUUUCGUGUGCUAAAACAAUUUUGGCUUAUGAAAUGAUACAGUCAGGACUGUUUUAGUUCAGAUUACAUAUUUGUAACAUGCUUGUUGACAUAGUGCCUCGUUUUAGGAUCAAAACAUAUCAGAAUUAAUGUGGGUAUGGGCUCCAUAUGGGGUGUUAGUUGUCAUAAGCGAUAAUUACAUUCAUGUGAUCAAAUACUGUAACGUUUGGAGAUUCACAGAUCUAAGUGUAAAACUUGCAAUGAUCAGUUUUCUGACUGGAGUUGUGCAUUACAAACAUAUGUACAGAAAUACUAUUUUAUUUAUUUAAAAAUACAGGGUGCUUAAAACUCCAACUAAAUAUGGCAGUAAAUGUGGUAUUUCCUCUUUAUUUAUUUCAUUCAAUUUUCUCUCGCCAAACAAAGACAGAUCAAACACGUAUAUUAAACAUGAGGCCGCAGUGAACUAUGCAUGGCGACCGCUGUUUUAAGUUCGAAUGUGUACACUGCAGUAAGCCGCUGUACUAUUUCGUUUGUCGUUAUUGUGACGAUUAAACGAUGCCGCUCUACUCCUGUCAUUUCUCAUUGUUAAUCCAGUGCUUGGGCUGUGGUCUGGCCGAGCAGCUUAGUGGGAGGGAUGUGGAGAGAUCAGGUGGGAGGGGGCAGGCCGCUUCUUUAAAACUCCUGGGAAGAGCAGGGAACAGCAUGUGAGAGAAAAAUAAAUGAAAGGGAGCUUAUGUGGGAUCAGUCUGGGAGGGGGGGCUGUGUAUGGGCAAAUAAAUGAGGGAGGGACAAUAUUGAAAACCUUGGUGCUCAAAAACUGUCUGUGAUUCUCAAAGGUACAUCACCAUUAAGAUCUGUUUGUGUUUUGUAAGACCAACGGCUACGUUUAGACAAAAUAUGGUGCUGAAAAGGGAAAAGAAGUAUUUUAUAAUGUGUGUAAUUAUUUGGAAAAAUGUUUCUGUAAUAUAUAAUCUUUUUAAAGAGUUGCUCGACUCCCUUGUUUUUUUUGUGCCCCUUUCCUGCUUUCCUGUUAAUGCAUGAAGCAUGUUUUCCGUUCUCUCUCUCCUCCAGAUAGCAGCUCUACAGCCACAGUAAACUGAAACCUCAUUCUUCACAUACACUUUCGUUUUGACUCCUCUAACCCAAGCUGCACUCCCAAGCUGACUGACUCUGUAUUUAUCCAAAACACUGUCACAGACCAGGCCCCCGCUUCUGGACCCACCUUCCGACUCACCUGGUCACCCAGCCAUACAUCUAUCCUCAGCCUCCUAGCAACCCUUCCAGCUGGACAUUCCUCACUUUUAACAGCAAUGCCUUACUUGUUUGGGUUUGUUUUGGUCUGGGUCUUUUAUCUGGCCUUUGGUUUGACUGUCUUGGUCCAUUCCUGGCCUAUUGUUGUCCCUCCCCCAAAGUCUUUCAUUAAACCACAUGCCAACGC
This is a messenger RNA of Brienomyrus brachyistius, 8744 nucleotides long. It is a transcript of the gene col11a2, whose product is annotated as collagen, type XI, alpha 2. Gene Ontology annotation, molecular function: extracellular matrix structural constituent. The coding region runs from base 370 to 6207 and encodes 1945 amino acids. The record is from RefSeq and is a predicted model, not a curated record. The transcript is spliced from 66 exons. NCBI's taxonomy places the organism in Eukaryota, Metazoa, Chordata, Actinopteri, Osteoglossiformes, Mormyridae.